Molecule: messenger RNA, 753 nt
Organism: Lachancea fermentati
Lineage: Eukaryota; Fungi; Ascomycota; Saccharomycetes; Saccharomycetales; Saccharomycetaceae
Source: the annotation of a GenBank genome assembly
AUGACGGAUAGGUAUUCGUUUUCUCUGACAACCUUUUCACCAAGCGGCAAAUUAGGGCAAAUUGAUUAUGCAUUAACAGCUGUCAAGCAAGGUGUAACUUCACUCGGGAUUCGUGCCACGAAUGGUGUAAUCAUUGCAACAGAAAAGAAGUCAUCCUCUCCUCUCGCACUAUCAGAAAGUCUCUCGAAGGUGACAUACAUUACGCCUGACAUUGGCGCUGUCUACUCCGGCAUGGGUCCAGAUUUCAGAGUUUUAGUUGAUAAAUCAAGAAAAGUUGCACAUACUCAUUACAAAAGAAUUUAUAAUGAGUAUCCACCUACCAAGAUUUUGGUUUCCGAGAUUGCAAAAAUUAUGCAAGAAGCAACUCAGUCUGGAGGUGUGAGGCCUUUCGGUAUUUCAUUAUUAGUAGCUGGACAUGAUGAACAUAACGGAUUUUCUCUUUAUCAGGUCGAUCCUUCUGGCUCAUAUUUCCCAUGGAAGGCCACCGCCAUUGGCAAGGGAGCAACAGCUGCAAAGACCUUUUUGGAGAAGAGAUGGAAUGACGAGCUUGAGCUUGAAGAUGCCAUCCAUAUAGCAUUGCUCACGUUGAAAGAAUCGGUCGAAGGCGAGUUUAACGGGGACACUAUCGAAAUUGCUGUCGUCGGUGAAGAGAAUGAUGACCUGCUAGGGCUUACUGGUGACAACAGUGCUAAGGGACCGCGAUUUAGAAAAUUGACUCCGCAGGAAAUCAAUGACAGACUAGAUGCCUUGUAA